CGGCUAUAUAAGUGAAUACAGGCGCCGCCCCUCCGCCCCAGUCACUGAGCCGCCGCCGAGGACUCAGCAGCCUCCCCCUUGAGCCCCCUCGCUUCCCGACGCUCCGUCCCCCCUGCCCGCCUUCUCCCGCCGCCGCCUUCCGCAGGCCGUUUCCACCGAGGAAAAGGAAUCGUAUCGUAUGUCCGCUAUCCAGAACCUCCACUCUUUCGACCCCUUUGCUGAUGCAAGUAAGGGUGAUGAUCUGCUUCCUGCUGGCACUGAGGAUUAUAUCCAUAUAAGAAUUCAACAGAGAAACGGCAGGAAGACCCUUACUACUGUCCAAGGGAUCGCUGAUGAUUACGAUAAAAAGAAACUAGUGAAGGCGUUUAAGAAGAAAUUUGCCUGCAAUGGUACUGUAAUUGAGCAUCCAGAAUAUGGAGAAGUAAUUCAGCUACAGGGUGACCAGCGCAAGAACAUAUGCCAGUUCCUGGUAGAGAUUGGACUGGCUAAGGACGACCAGCUGAAGGUUCAUGGGUUUUAAGUGCUUUUGGCUCACUGAAGCUUAAGUGAGGAUUUCCUUGCAAUGAGUAGAAUUUCCCUUCUGUCCCUUGUCACAAGUUUAAAAACCUCACAGCUUGUAUAAUGUAACCAUUUGGGGUCUGCUUUUAACUUGGACUAGUGUAACUCCUUCAUGCAAUAAACUGAAAAGAGCCAUGC
Cervus elaphus (red deer) is the source of this 696-nucleotide messenger RNA. RefSeq names its product eukaryotic translation initiation factor 1 (gene EIF1). The transcript has 4 exons. The record is from RefSeq and is a predicted model, not a curated record. Gene Ontology annotation, cellular component: eukaryotic 43S preinitiation complex. Gene Ontology annotation, biological process: translational initiation. Gene Ontology annotation, molecular function: ribosomal small subunit binding; translation initiation factor activity; RNA binding. The coding region runs from base 179 to 520 and encodes 113 amino acids. NCBI's taxonomy places the organism in Eukaryota, Metazoa, Chordata, Mammalia, Artiodactyla, Cervidae.